AUGUGCAUUGCAUUGCAUUGCACGCACGCACUUACGGGUGGUCACCAAUCCUUGCCUGAACCCAUAGCACUCGCAUCAGAAAUUUCUAAAAUUGGUAAUAACAAUAACAAUAACAGUAACCGCUACAGUGGGAAAGAACCCACAUACUGGGACAAUCUGACCCCGAGGGUUUCUGUUGUGCUCAAGCGCCUGAAUAUCCGUUUUAGUGAUAAGUUACCACAACCGGGAAUCCGGCUGUUGUUUACAGUCUGCCAUUCUGGGCUGCGUGGUGCCUGUCCUGCGCGCAGGACUGUGUGUCGUUCCCAAUCGCCAUUUCCCUUUUUGUCUGUUUUUUUCGGAAACCAAAUUCCCUCGUUCCCGCGUCAUACGCCUUGCGACCAACACAACUCGAAAACAGAACAGAACAAAACGCUGCACAACAGCAAAAAAAGCAAUGCACAGUCCACUGCUCGUGUCUCUUUUGGGACAGAUUCUCCGAAAAAGAACACAGCAACAAACUGCAAAAAACACACAAAUUUCUGA
Tetrapisispora phaffii CBS 4417 is the source of this 522-nucleotide messenger RNA. RefSeq lists its product as uncharacterized. NCBI's taxonomy places the organism in Eukaryota, Fungi, Ascomycota, Saccharomycetes, Saccharomycetales, Saccharomycetaceae. The record is from RefSeq and is a predicted model, not a curated record. Bases 1 to 522 code for a protein of 173 amino acids. The transcript has a single exon.